AGCCUUUUUAAAGCCCGAGGACCGAUUUCAUAAUUUUGUAUUCAGUAAAAACUAAAAAGGAUAAACAAGAAAUUUCCAGGAUAAAUAGAUACCAAUAAAAUUUUAUAAUCCUAUUGAAGUAAAAUAAAUUAAGAUUGAAAGAUAAAUCUUUUUUUUUUUUAUAACUAAUAAGCAGUAUAUUUAGGGAUUAGGAGAAUAAUCAUAUUAAGGAAAGUAAAUCAUAAGAAGUUUGUUAAAACAGUUACCAAAUAAAGAAGACACAAUUAAUCAGGCUCAUAAUCGUAUCUCGGUCAGAAUCUAUAUAACUUAUCCUUUAAUUCUUAGGGUCUACUCUUUUCCUAAUCCUAACUGACAUUAGCUUAAACAAAUCGCUUAAAGAUCUCCAUUAUAAAAUACUUAGAAGAGGCAGAACAGAGCUCACGAGAAAAGCAAAAUCAUGAGUAAUAAUAAUUCUUUGAUUACUAAUCUCUUCGAAGGUAGGAAUAAAGGUAUUGAUGCAAGCAGCAGCGACUCUGAUGAUGAUCGAGCAGGUAAACCUAGAGUAUUACUUGCAGACAAAUUUAGGUCAAAAUCUGCUAAUCAAUUUAUGAGACGUGCGGAGAAAGCUUCGGCAGUUUCUACUACUGAGCAGGAAGAAGAUGAAUCCCCAAAACUUAUACCGGAGUCUAAACCGCAAUCGGAAGGUGAUAAAGUGGGCGACAUCGUUCGUUUUGGAAAAGACAGUUACUUCGUUAUUGAUAUUUUCGAGAAAGAGAUCAUGGAGUUAGGAGACAAAGUUGAUUUAAACUUCAAGAGAUUCAAAAGGUUCGAAGCUGUUUAUGGAGACGCUCCGCGAGACCAUCACUUCUACAACUACCAUUGCUGUUACUCUUGCUGCUGCGUCUGCUCGAGUAGUACCGUGGGUAGAUUGUGGGGGAUUCUAGAGACAGGACUAGCCUCGAGGGAGAAGGAAGGAGUCAGCUUCUUCGUGAGAACUUAUAAAGAGAGAAAAGAGCUGAUGAGAGUUGUUGUAACUGUCACAGAUUGUCAUCAGAAUCAUAACUUGUACUUCUUCGACCUCAAGUUCCCUAGGGAGUAUCCAUAUCGAGCACCGAGUUUCUAUUACCAUCCCUAUGGCCUUCAUUUGAGUACUCCUGAAGCCCAAAAGUCAUUGAAAGAAAAGUCCUGCUACAACAUCUUAGAUGUGUUUCUCCACAUUCAAGAGAUUGUGUUGAUGAACACCAACAAGUCAUGUCACCAGAUGCUAGAUAUUCUUGAACAGCCGCUCGCGGGGUUUCAAGAUUUCGUAAAAGGGUAUUUUAGGAGGAAGGGGCCUUUGAUUCUGCGGAACUUGCUGCAAGAGUUGGAUAUGGAGGAGGAGAGGGACAAGAAAAUGUUCUGGAAGUUGUACUUUGCCUUUGAAGGCAAUAAAGUUUAUUGUGAGCAGAUUCUGAACAGUGACCUGAAAGCAGAGCUGGAGAAAUUGAAGGAGAAAGAACAUACAUUAAGCGAUUACUACUAUGGUUCUUCUUCAUCUCCCAACUACCCAACCUACACUCAACGGGAUGAUGGUAUUAAGAAGACAUCCAAAAUCCAAAGCUUUUGGAGCAAGUACUUGUCUUUGUCUUUCGAUUACUAG
Arabidopsis lyrata subsp. lyrata is the source of this 1618-nucleotide messenger RNA. Its product is annotated as probable ubiquitin-conjugating enzyme E2 23. The record is from RefSeq and is a predicted model, not a curated record. Gene Ontology annotation, molecular function: ubiquitin conjugating enzyme activity. Lineage: Eukaryota; Viridiplantae; Streptophyta; Magnoliopsida; Brassicales; Brassicaceae. The coding region runs from base 437 to 1618 and encodes 393 amino acids. The transcript has a single exon.